Gossypium arboreum is the source of this 987-nucleotide messenger RNA. RefSeq lists its product as uncharacterized. NCBI's taxonomy places the organism in Eukaryota, Viridiplantae, Streptophyta, Magnoliopsida, Malvales, Malvaceae. Bases 1 to 987 code for a protein of 328 amino acids. The transcript has a single exon. The record is from RefSeq and is a predicted model, not a curated record. Gene Ontology annotation, molecular function: zinc ion binding; nucleic acid binding.
AUGCUUUUUGGCUCUAAGGUAGGAGAUGCUUCUAAACGAACGAAUGAGAAGGAAGACAUUGAUUUUUUGGAGGGUGACAUUCAGAAGAACUUUGUAAAUGGAGUGCCUUCUAUUACUUUUUCUGACAGGAUACAUCAUAUUCUCUUUCAGGGCAUGGAAAACAUCGUGGUAUUAAAAUUACUUGGUCGCAAUAUAGGUUUUUCGGUGUUGCAAAAUAAAAUCUACAGUAUGUGGAAACCCUCAGCACCUAUUCACAUGAUGGACAUUGAGAAUGACUAUUUUUUAGUCAAAUUUCAGAACAAACAAGAUUGCCAAAAGGCUCACUCUGAAGGACCAUGGAUCAUUUUUGGUCAGUACUUGACCGUUCAGCCAUGGACGAGGGCUUUUGACUCUGCCCAGGCCUACCCAAGUGUCGUCAAGGCGUGGAUUAGAUUCCUUGCGCUCCCUAUUUAUUUGUAUAAUCGCAAAGUUAUCACAGAAAUUGGGGAGUUAGUCGGGAAAGUGGUUAAACUAGACAUGAACACAGAUAGUAGGUCACCGGGUCGCUUUGCUAGAAUGGCAGUCUACGUCAAUCUGGACAAACCUCUGGUUUCUCAGGUUCUGAUCAAUGGCCGAACGCAGAAGGUGGAGUACGAGUCAUUAUCAACCAUCUGCUUUAAUUGUGGGAGAUAUGGCCAUGUAGAUAAUAUGUGUCCUUUUAGAAAUGUUGAGUCAUCGACUGAGAAGGGUAAUAAGUCGCCGGAGGUGAGUUCGGAAAAUUCAAAAUCAGCUAGAGAAGAAUCGGAGAAGAAAGACGAGAGUUACGGGCCAUGGAUGAUUGUAGAGAGGAAAUUAAGACGGAGAGCAAGGGAUAACGGCCAGAAGACUGCCAGAUUUUGUGGGAAAGAUAAGGAAGGUUCCUGCAUUGCUGGGCAUAAUAAUAGCAAUUUUAUGAAAGAAAAUAAUGAGGAAGACAUUAGUGCUGUUCGAAACUCUAAAGGGAAAUAG